UUUCAGCCCAAAGCAGGGUCCCCCCUCAAACUUAAUUCCCUCUGAGGGAGGGAAUGAGUGCCGCUGAGUGGGCGGGGUGUUGGCUGAAAGAGGAGGUGCGCGCGCAGCAGCCCCUCCCUGUUGAAUGUUGCUGAGUUUGCCCUUUGUUGCUUUAUAUUUCCUUGAGAAGGGCAGAAGUGCAGAGCAGACGAUCGCAGCUGAAGGGGUCUCUGCCCAGGGGCUGCAGGCAGGAAAGGCAGUGAGAUCAGGACAAGUUACGUCGACCCGGCCCUGUGACGAUCUCUGGAGACCAUGACCAAGAAAAGAAUUGCCGUGAUUGGGGGAGGUGCGAGCGGCCUCGUGUCGAUCAAGUGCUGCCUGGAUGAAGGCUUGGAGCCGGUCUGCUUUGAAAGGACUGAUGACAUCGGAGGGCUCUGGAGGUUCCAGGUAAAUCUCCAGCACCCCACCGUUUUAUUUGUGGAGUAUGAAAAUCACAGAUCCCUGCAUGAGCCCUAUUACAUGAUGCCAGCCCUUGGUGUAACACUGUGUGAGGAGAGUCAUGUCAGGGAAGAUGCCCACAUACAGGCUGAGGUUACAGCCCCCCAUGGCUAUCGCUUUUCCUUCCAGACCACUGUGUGCAGUGUGAAGAAGCGACCUGAUUUCCCCACUUCAGGCCAAUGGGAGGUGGUCACGGAAUCUGAAGGGAAAAAGGAGGUGAAUGUCUUCGAUGGGGUCAUGGUUUGCACUGGCCACCACACCCAAGCUCACUUACCCUUGGAAAGCUUCCCUGGCAUUGAGAAGUUCAAAGGACAGUACUUCCAUAGCCGAGAUUAUAAGAAUCCAGAGCCUUUCACUGAAAAGAGAGUCAUUGUUAUUGGCAUUGGGAACUCUGGAGUGGACCUGGCUGUGGAGACCAGCCACGUAGCCAAGCAGGUUUGAAUCAACAAAAUUAUUUCCUUUGCUUUGCCCAGAAAGCUGUGGGUGGACAUAGGUCUCAAACAUAGGGAGACCCUCACCCAGCUCGUUGGUGCCAAGGGCAGAUGCAGGGCUUGGUUUUGUUGUCUCACUUGGAGCCAAAGCUGCCAGUUAGAUUCUCAUCAUUCAGUUGGCCUCACCAUAAGGGAAUUAGGUCAUGACCAUAGACUGUGCUCAUAAUCCCAGUCAGCCAGUCCCUUCAGCGCGUGGCUCCGGCUUUGAAGGAGACCAAGUAAUUGCUGGGAGAGCUUGUUGGACUGCAGCGUUUAAAAGUGUGGAUGUUCUGUGGGUCCGCAGGAGCGCCAUGCUCUCAUGGGAUGGAAAACACCCCAGGUCACAGAGAGUUUGGCACUCAUAGGAUGGUGGGGGAAUUUUCCUCUUCACCCCCCAAAUGGAGAAAAGCAGCAGUAUAACCUUUCAAAAGGCCACAGGCAUGUCACUAUGAAAGUGUCCCCACUGUGGGACAUGCAGGCAGCUCACCCCAGCCUUUGCAUAUAGCUAGCUAACACGGAAUGGCAUUUGCUCUAAUGCAAUUUCUGUGUCCUUCAGGGUUUGUUUGUAUCAUAGAUUUUGAACUGGGAAGAAAGUGUCUUCAUUAUAAAUCCCUAGGGAAAAACGUGUCAUUUUUAUAUUUUGUCAUUCAUGUCGUUAUUUAAUCAUAACUUUAUUGGCAACAGUUAAAUGCCAGGCUGUUCUUCAGUAACUCUAAUUAAGCUGUGCUUCUCCACAAAUAUGUUAUAAAUUACUUUAAAAAAAAAAUAGAAGUUUAAUGCCACAACUUUGUGAAACGACCUUUACCCAGAAACUCCAUUCAAUAACACUUCUCAAUACUAUCCCCAUCUAGCACCAAAAAAGUGAUUUUAUAUGUUACUCCGUGAACUAAUUCAACAAGCAUUUAUCAGGAAAUAGCUAUAUAAACAAG
This is a messenger RNA of Hipposideros armiger (great roundleaf bat), 1876 nucleotides long. RefSeq names its product flavin containing dimethylaniline monoxygenase 5 (gene FMO5). The record is from RefSeq and is a predicted model, not a curated record. Gene Ontology annotation, molecular function: N,N-dimethylaniline monooxygenase activity; flavin adenine dinucleotide binding; NADP binding. The coding region runs from base 292 to 918 and encodes 208 amino acids. NCBI's taxonomy places the organism in Eukaryota, Metazoa, Chordata, Mammalia, Chiroptera, Hipposideridae. The transcript is spliced from 4 exons.